This is a messenger RNA of Neolamprologus brichardi, 2166 nucleotides long. RefSeq names its product lamin L3 (gene lmnl3). Gene Ontology annotation, biological process: heterochromatin formation; nuclear pore localization; nuclear envelope organization. Gene Ontology annotation, molecular function: structural constituent of cytoskeleton. The record is from RefSeq and is a predicted model, not a curated record. NCBI's taxonomy places the organism in Eukaryota, Metazoa, Chordata, Actinopteri, Cichliformes, Cichlidae. Gene Ontology annotation, cellular component: nuclear envelope; nuclear lamina.
UUCGGUCGCGCGCUCGUGCCGUUGUCAGCUCGUCAGGAAUGAUUGCGUGCAGGUGAGGCCGGCUGUGCUACUAAAGCCGUCCCGAGGACCGUCCCCGGCUCUGUGCAGCUGUCACCGCGAGCACCUCCGUCAUGGCCUCGCCCAUCUGUACCCCCGCGGCCACCUCCACCCCGGCGGCCGCCUCCUCCUCCACUGGCCGAUCCAGCCGCUCCGCCGGCCGGCGAAGCGGCGCGGCGGCCGGCCUGUCCGCCUCCAGUACCAGCCCGUCCCGCCUGUCCCGGCUGCAGGAGAAGGACGAGCUCCGGGGCCUCAACGACCGCCUCGCCAACUACAUCCAGCGGGUGCAGGAGCUGGAGAGUGAGCGCUCCUACAUGCUGCUGAAGCUGGAGGAGAAGGAGGAGGCCAGGAGCAGCGUGCGGAGGCUGUACGAGGAGGAGCUGGCCGACGUCAGAAAGUCCCUGGACGGCCUUGCCCAGGAGAGGGCCCAGCUGCAGAUCGACUACGGGAAUCUGAGCGAGGAGCACAAGACGCUGCAGGCGAGGCACCAGAAGAAGGAGGGCGAUCUGACCACCGCGCUGGCCCAGUUGAGGAGAGCUGAGGAGACUCUGAGCUUGCAGGACGCCGAGUUCACCAAACUGCAGUCGGAGAGCCGCAGACUCGACGGCGACCUCGCCGACCUGCAGAGCCAGCUCGAACAACUGGAGGCUCUACUGGCAGAAACCAAGAACCAGCUGAGCUCUGAGAUGCUGAGGCGAGUCGAGGCGGAGAACCAGGCGCAAACGCUGAAAGAGCAGCUCGACCUGCACAAGAACAUCAGUGAGCAGGAGAUCCUGGAGAUCCGAAGCAGACACGAAAGCCGCCUGGUGGAGGUGGAUUCAGGGCGGAGGAGGGAGUUCGAAGGCAAACUGGCUGAGGCGAUGCAGCAGCUGCGGCAGGACAGCGAGUCGCAGCUUCAGCAGUACAAAGAAGAGAUCGACCGGGUUUUCGGCUCAAAGCUACACAACGCCCAGCAGGACGCGCUGGAGAAGAACGACGUGGCUUCGGCCGCAAAAGACGAGCUGGACGCCACGAAGGUCAGAGUGGAGACGCUCAGCUCGCAGCUGCAGCAGUGCAGGAAAGAAAAAAUGUCUCUGGAGAACCGCUUCCAGGACCUGGAGAGGACUCUGGACAAGGAGCGGGAAGUCUGGCACCACAAACUGAGUCAGAAGGAGCAGGAGCUGCUCAACAUGAGAAGCCAGAUGUUCAGUCAGCUGGAGGACUACGAGCACCUGAUGGAUGUGAAGGUAGCUCUGGACGUGGAGAUCAGUGCCUACAGGAAGAUGCUGGAGGUGGAGGAGCAGAGGUUUAAGCUGUCACCCAGCCCCUCGCAGCGGACAUCCAUACCUCGAACGCACGAGCACAGCGGCCGAAAGCCCAGAGGCAAGAAACGGAAAUACGAAGGCGAGUCCGGGAGCUCGCCCGCCUACAAAAUGUCCAGUCGUUCGAUGGAGCGCGGCGCCGUGAGCGUGGCAGAGAUUGACGUGGACGGAAAAUAUGUUCGACUGAAGAACAACUCAGACAAAGAGCAGUCUCUGGGUGGGUGGGUGGUCCGGCGGGUUUACCCCGGCGCUGGAGACAUCACCUUUCACAUUCCCACCUCCUGCAUCCUGGCUGGUGGGCAGACACUCACCAUCUGGGCAGCAGGCGCUGAGGUGGAGGCGGAGCCCAGUGACCUGGUUCUGCAGGGCCACAGGAGCUGGGGGGUCAUCACUGAUCUCAGGGUGAUCCUCCUGAACUCCAACCACGAGGAAGUGGCCGAGCGCAGGCUGUGCAUGCUGGGUGGGGGUGAAGACGACACUGGGCUGGAGUUUGAUGAGGAGUUUGUCACAGGGAGUGAAAUGCAGCGCUUCCAGAGACAGGAUUUCUCCAAGGAGACCACUUGUGCUGUGAUGUGACGCCUGCUCUCUGCCACAGACCUCGACGCCGGUCUGAACCCUGGAGCAGCUCGGGCCUCAGACUGCUGCUUUCUGGCUCCAGUAGUUAUAUUUACAGUAGGACGAUGAGAUGAUCUCACCUGCCUUAAAGCAACAGUGUCCCUCAUGUUUCGUCGCUCUCGCUUCACAACAGGAGCUUUGAUUUUAAUUUUUGUUGAAGUGUAAUAAAUAAAGCUAAAAGUUUCUAAACAAA